UUCAGGAAGCUUUAUCCACCUCUCCUUUUCUUUUAUGCGGUUUUGAUACCUACAAAUCCAACAAAAACUUUUAUGCGGCUUUAUUCCCCCUCUCUGGCGAAAUGGGUUUUUUUUAAGAGUCCCCAUUUUUCUUGGCUCUCAUACAGGGUAAUUUUCCUCCAGAAGCAACUGAUAUCCUUGGGUACUCGUCAUAUUUCAAAUUUCUAUUUGGAUUGGGUAACCGUGGAUUUCUCAGUGAGGAUGGAUAAGGUCCACGAAGGCUUUCACUUUUCCUCUGCUGUAUUGCUCUUUUGCUUUUGCCACUUCACUUGUGUUUCUUUUUGUGAAUCGAGAACUCAAAACGAAGAGGGCAGUGGGAGCGAAGCAGGCGUCAUAGGUAAAGGCUUCUCUUCUAUUUGGUUGUUGGACGAACUUGUUUUUUGCAGUACGAGUUCGUUGAAGACAAGUGUUGAUUCAUGGCUCCCAAGGGGAAAUUAUUUGACUGGUCUUGACAGUAGACAUUUGGACACCUCUUUUGUGUUCCCAUUUAUGUUUUGUCUUUGUCAUUAUUUUUUUGUUAACACUUGUAUAAAGUGAUGCUUUUCCCCAAAUCUUUUGUAGUCUUGAUUUGUCUUCUAGUUCUUUGGGGUGUUUGCCAUGUGAAUGAGUUUCCCGAAUAAUUUGGCAGCAAACGUUUCCUUCUUUAUAAGACCAUCUCCAAUCCUGACCUAAAACCUAAAAAUAUUUAG
Malus domestica (apple) is the source of this 728-nucleotide messenger RNA. Lineage: Eukaryota; Viridiplantae; Streptophyta; Magnoliopsida; Rosales; Rosaceae. The record is from RefSeq and is a predicted model, not a curated record.